This is a messenger RNA of Orbicella faveolata, 991 nucleotides long. Its product is annotated as small nuclear ribonucleoprotein E-like. Lineage: Eukaryota; Metazoa; Cnidaria; Anthozoa; Scleractinia; Merulinidae. Gene Ontology annotation, biological process: mRNA splicing, via spliceosome. The record is from RefSeq and is a predicted model, not a curated record. Gene Ontology annotation, cellular component: spliceosomal complex. Gene Ontology annotation, molecular function: RNA binding.
UUUGCUGUCACUUUUUUCCGCCAUUUUAGUUGAUUUCACUGCUGUUCUUGAACAUUACCUUGGUCAAAACGGAUUGAAAAUGGCGUACAAAGGACAGAAAGUGCAAAAAGUCAUGGUGCAGCCUAUUAAUUUGAUCUUUAGGUAUUUGCAGAAUAGAUCAAGAAUUCAGAUUUGGCUUUAUGAACAAGUUAACAUGAGGAUUGAAGGACACAUCAUUGGUUUUGAUGAGUACAUGAAUCUUGUGCUAGAUGAUGCCGAAGAAGUCCACCUUAAGACCAAGAAAAGAAGACCACUUGGGAGGAUUUUACUCAAAGGAGACAACAUCACUCUUCUAAUGAAUACACAGUCAAGCUGAUCAUAGCAGGCUCCAUCGCCGGACAUCAUUUGUUGUCCAAAAACUUUUGUAACUCCAUUUGGAGUCUGUGUAGAGUUUGCAUAGUUCACUUGGUGGUCUUUACUUAAGAUAUUCUCUGUUUUGAGGAGGAUUUAUUUUGAAAGGCUUGUUUCAUGUGAUGUUUGUUAAAGCGCUGUGUCACUUUUUAAAUAUUACAUAUGUUGUAUAUAAAUGUAUGACAACAGAUUGUUAUUUGUUUGAAUAUGAGCAAGCUUUUCCUUUUGCCUCAACAAGGACAUGGCAGAUUCUUUGAUCAGCUUUGACAAAGGAUCUUGUUGGCAUAUACUGUAGGUAGUGUUUUGGAACUAAUGUAGAGUCAUUAAUUGGCAAUAAUAAUACUUUCAUAUAGUGUUUCUUUAAUUUAUGUCAGAUCUACUGCAUUUUUACUAAUAGAAAAAGGCAGCAAGAAUUUGCAGACAUAUAUUUUGUAACUGUUGCAUUCCCUUCUUCUCGUCGUACUUCUGUCAGCUUUCAUAAGCUGUGUUUCAGAUUGUUUAGCUACUGUGCUGUUAAACCUGUCAUCUUUUUGCCAAUGAAAAGUACACUUGACCAUUAAGUUGAUUCCAUCCCAAACAAUAAAUUAUGUUAAUCCCACAA